This is a messenger RNA of Rana temporaria (common frog), 2528 nucleotides long. It is a transcript of the gene SLC13A2, whose product is annotated as solute carrier family 13 member 2. Gene Ontology annotation, molecular function: transmembrane transporter activity. The record is from RefSeq and is a predicted model, not a curated record. The transcript has 12 exons. The coding region runs from base 128 to 2008 and encodes 626 amino acids. NCBI's taxonomy places the organism in Eukaryota, Metazoa, Chordata, Amphibia, Anura, Ranidae. Gene Ontology annotation, cellular component: membrane. Gene Ontology annotation, biological process: monoatomic anion transmembrane transport.
CAUUGGCAGAGACAUACACGCAGGAAGCAAGCAUAAACACCCACAAUUAAGACACAAGUUUCUCAUAGUUUAAAUAGAUAUGGAUUAGAGUGAAGACUCCUCUGAAGUACAAUUCUCUACUGAUAACAUGGUGUCCGUCUGGAGAUGGCUGCUGGCGAACAGAAAAUAUUUAAUCAUCUUUUUGACUCCACUCAUUUUUAUCCCCCUGCCUUUAGUAUUGUCAGCAAAAGAAGCAAGCUGUGGAUAUGUGAUUGUUCUAAUGGCUUUAUUCUGGUGCACAGAGGCCCUCCCGCUUGCUGUCACUGCACUAUUUCCAGUUGUGCUAUUCCCUAUGAUGGGUAUCAUGGACUCAACAGCGGCUUGCAGCCAGUAUCUAAAAGAUACCAACAUGCUUUUCAUCGGUGGGCUGCUGGUGGCCAUAUCGGUAGAGAAAUGGAAUUUGCAUAAACGGAUUGCCCUAAGGGUUUUGCUCCUUGUUGGAGUCAAGCCAGCCCUGUUGCUUCUGGGGUUCAUGGUGGUUACAGCCUUCUUGUCCAUGUGGAUCAGUAAUACAGCCACCACUGCCAUGAUGAUACCAAUAGCCCAGGCUGUCCUGGAGCAGCUUUACACUUCAGAAGAAAAACUAGAAGAGGGUUCAACAGCCUUCGAUAAUGUCAAUCAAAACGAAAAUAAAACAAACGGAGGCACCAAACUGACUUUUGAGGAUAAAGUAACCAAGGAAUUCAAAGCAGAAGAUAAUCAGGGAAAUGGAAACAUUAACCAGGCAUUUGAAAUGUAUGAAAAACACAUAGAUUCUGAUCUAAUUAAACAGGAGAAGCCAAGUGUCACAUCAGUUGAGAUGGAUUUAGAGGAUGAAAAAUCAAAGCAGGAGCGACAAUCUUUGAGAAAACAGAAGCAUCAGAAAUUGUGCAAAGGAAUGAGUCUUUGUGUAUGUUAUGCUGCCAGCAUCGGGGGCAUCGCAACACUAACAGGAACUACGCCAAAUCUAGUUAUGAAAGGACAGAUGGACCAGUUGUUCCCUGGAAACGAUAAUGUAAUAAAUUUUGCUUCAUGGUUUGGAUUUGCCUUCCCUACAAUGAUAUUGUUACUUGCUCUCGCCUGGAUCUGGCUACAGAUUAUGUUUCUGGGAACCAAAUUUAGGGAGAAUUUUGGCUGUGGCGGAAAACCAGAACAAAAGGAGAAAGAAAAGAGAGCAUACAAAGUCAUCUUUGAGGAGCACAAGAGCCUGGGAUCCAUGACAUUCGCAGAAAUCUGUGUCUUGGUUCUUUUCACCUUGUUGGUUAUUUUAUGGUUCACUAGAGAUCCAGGUUUCAUGCCAGGAUGGGCAACUAUCAGCUUUAACAAAGGUGGAAAAGAGUAUGUCACAGAUGCUACCGUUGCUGUAUUCAUAGCACUUAUGUUGUUUCUUUUUCCAUCUGAAUUCCCAUCAUGUAAAGCCCAAGACCCAGAGCAGACAGGCAAAAAAAUAAGAAUCCGUGUACCACCACCUCUCUUGGACUGGAAGACUGUAAACGAGAAGAUGCCCUGGAACAUCGUCAUCCUGCUGGGAGGAGGCUUUGCUUUAGCUAAGGGCAGUGAGGAUUCUGGGUUGUCGACCUGGCUUGGAGAAAAGCUCACGCCACUGCAGAGUAUUCCCCCAGCUGCUAUUGCUCUAGUCUUGUGUCUGCUGAUUGCUACAUUCACAGAAUGUACCAGUAAUGUAGCGACAACUACACUGUUCCUACCGAUCCUGGCAUCCAUGGCAAAAGCAAUAGAACUGAAUCCAUUAUACAUAAUGCUUCCAUGCACACUCUCUGCCUCUUUAGCCUUUAUGCUACCAGUGGCCACACCUCCAAAUGCUAUAGCCUUUGCAUAUGGGCAGCUCAAGGUUGUGGAUAUGGCAAAAGCAGGAUUUUUACUGAAUAUUAUAGGAGUGCUUGUUAUCACAUUGUCCAUUAACACCUGGGGAUAUUACAUGUUCAACCUACAAACCUUCCCUUCCUGGGCAAAAUCCACCAUAAAACCCUGACGGCCUUUGAUAUUAUGUGGACAAGUACUGUAUAUAGUGAUCUGGCAGCUUAAAAAUGGCAGCUAUUUACAAGAACAAGGACAUAUUACAUGCACAACCCCAAAUAAUGCACUGAUGAAACAGUCUGCGUAUCAUCAAGUACAGCAUGCCAGGAUUUCAGGAUGUCCCAAUAAGAAAACCUGCAAUUUAAAAAAAAAAGAAAAAAAAAAGGUGAAGGGGCUUGCCCACUUACUAAGAACUUUGAUGCCUGGGAAUGCAUCUUAAAAUAUCACAUGAUUAAAACCGCUUAACUAUCUGUUUACUUUAUUGGUCUGCAGACAUUUUUCUGUUUAUUCAGAACUAUAUAAAUGUUAAUGAUUUACUUACAACAUGAGCAAUACAUCUCAGGCAUCAGUAAACACAGUACAGGGUAUCUAUGUAUAACAUGUUUGUGUACACAUGUAUAAAAUGUUACUAUCUUCAGAGCAACAUAUUGUAACAACAGUCAUGGUAACAAUAAAUUAAUAUAUUUCUUAACUUA